CUUUGGUUUGCUGCUGCUGCGAACGUCAUUCAAUUUCGUCUGCUAAUACCCUUGACUGCACGUACAGUGGCUGGCUGCAGUGCCAGUAAAUCCUUGAUCCCAGAUAUCCGGCGUCUCACGUGCGCGCUUCCGCAGCUUACCGCUACUUUGGACUUGACGGCGUUGUCACGUUGCAACUUGACCAGCAGCAGCUGUGCGGCAUCAUGUUGCUGCGUGCCACUAUUAACAUUUUCAGCAUUUUAUUGCUAUACUCUCUGAUGGGGCGUGGCAGCUGGGCAGCCGAGCUGCGUCGCGAUGAAACGUAUCCACCGCCGGAGCUGCUCAAGGAGUUGGCGCCCGUGCAUGACAGCUGUGUUGGCAAGACGGGAGUCACAGAAGCGGCAAUUAAGGAGUUCAGCGACGGCGAGGUGCACGAGGACGAGAAGCUCAAAUGCUAUAUGUACUGUGUGUUUGAUGAGACGGAUGUGCUGCACGAGGAUGGUGAGGUGCAUUUGGAAAAGCUGCUCGACCGACUGCCCGACUCCAUGCACGACAUUGCGGUCAACAUGGGCAAGAAGUGUCUGUACCCCAAGGGCGAUACAAAAUGUGAGCGCGCCUUUUGGCUGCACCGCUGCUGGAAGCAGGCGGAUCCCAAGCAUUACUUUCUCAUCUGAGCGUUGACGAGGGCCGACGGUCGAGGGGUCGAGAAGCCGAGGGGUCGCGGGCCCAGCAACAGAGACACGGACAAGCUGAACCCGGCCAAGGUUUAUGCCGGCUUAUGAUUUAUGUUUAUAUAUUUUAUUCUCCUUAUUAUUCUCUAUAUAUUUCUGUAUAUAUUCCAUUUACAUUUUAGUCAGCAAAUGGCGUUUUGACGAGCAUUCCAAAAAUAUGAGCGAAAAGCUUUGCAAAAAAAAAUAUGAAAAU
Drosophila novamexicana is the source of this 903-nucleotide messenger RNA. Its product is annotated as general odorant-binding protein 83a-like. Bases 204 to 653 code for a protein of 149 amino acids. Lineage: Eukaryota; Metazoa; Arthropoda; Insecta; Diptera; Drosophilidae. Gene Ontology annotation, molecular function: odorant binding. The record is from RefSeq and is a predicted model, not a curated record. The transcript has 4 exons. Gene Ontology annotation, biological process: sensory perception of smell.